Molecule: messenger RNA, 1115 nt
Organism: Vitis riparia (riverbank grape)
Lineage: Eukaryota; Viridiplantae; Streptophyta; Magnoliopsida; Vitales; Vitaceae
Exons: 8
Coding region: 65-967 (300 amino acids)
Source: RefSeq, a predicted model, not a curated record
UGGAUGAGACAGGGUAAUCCUGCCUAUAAAUUGGAAGCUCUGAGCAUUAGGCCUUUCUUCAUCCAUGCUCUUCUUGAUGGGUUCACUAGAUUUGUUCUUGAAGAUGGAUGCUGUUGAGGGGUCCAAUAGAGCCAAGUAUGAGUGCCUGCUCUUUGAUAUGGAUGAUACCUUGUACCCCAUGAGCUCAGGCCUGAACUUGGCUUGCCGCAAGAACAUAGAAGACUACAUGUUGCAACACUUGAAUAUAGAAGAAAGUGAAGUGCCAAGGAUGUGCUUGGAACUAUACAGGGAGUAUGGGACAACAAUGGCUGGUUUAAAGGCUCUUGGUUAUGAAUUCGAUGAUGAUGAGUUUCAUGCCUAUGUUCAUGGAAGAUUACCCUAUGAGUCACUAAAGCCGGAUCCAGUGUUAAGGAACCUUCUGCUCUCAAUGCCACAGCGUAAAAUAAUUUUCACUAAUGCAGACAGAGAGCAUGCGGCUCAAGUUCUCUACAGGUUGGGCUUGGAAGGUUGUUUUGAAGGUGUCAUAUGCUUUGAAACUCUUAAUCCUCCUCCUGAACCAACUGAAUACAAUGAGGAGCUGGAGGGAAAUGGAGUCUGCAAGGAAGGUGCAAGUGAGCCAGAAGAAAAUGCAGCUGAUAUGGCUGAAAGUAACAGUUUCCGCCCCAGAUCGCCAAUUCUCUGUAAACCAUCUGUGGAGGCCAUUGAAGCUGCUAUACGGAUUGCAAAUGUUGAUCCUAAGAAAACAAUAUUCUUUGAUGACAGUGCUCGAAAUAUCGCAAGCGGGAAAGCAGCUGGGCUUCAUACAGUUAUAGUGGGGAGCUCGGUGCUUGUGCCUGGUGCAGACCAUGCCUUGGGCAGCAUCCACAAUAUCAAAGAAGCCCUACCUGAAAUAUGGGAAGGUGAAGAAGGAGAGCAGUUGGAGCAAGUUAUUCAAUCCACUGCAGUUGAAACUGUAGUCCUUGCAUAGGUACCCCACUAGUCUCAAAUAUAUGAUAUAUCUAUGUAAACUUCACCUGCAGAAUACUUCCUAGUUUUGCAGCGAGUAUCUUUAUGUAAGGUGAAAUGAAGUAAAUCUAGAAUCUUUAUGUAAUACUCCAUCAGCAUGUUUACUAAAA